AUGAGGGUGGGAGGAGAAGUGACACAGGACCUGAUGCCAGCUGCCAAGAUGACAGAGACCCUUCAGCUGCCAGCGCUGCAAGUCCAGGAGCAGCAGGUGGAGAAGCGCACCCACGCUUGGUCCAGUUCCUCCACGCCGACCCUGCGCCGAAGGCGGUUCAGGAUGAGGCGCACCAGGAACGUCCAGGAGCCGGGCUUGGAGGCUGCAGCCUCCUCGCCCAAGGAGUUCCUCCAGCUGCCCUCCAUCGAAAUCACCCCUUCCAGUGAUGAGGAUGCGCCCUGGUCAAACUGUUCCACGCCCAGUGCCUCUCCGCGGCGCAAGCGCUUCCUCCUUCGCAAGUGGUUGAAUGUGAAGGAGAAGAAGGAGUGCAGCGAGAGCAGCAGCCAACAGAGCAGCCAACAGAGCAGUCAUGAUGAUGAUGCAUCCCAAUUCUUGAGCCCCCGAAUACGUGAUGACAGCACUGCCAGUAACUCGAACCGCAGCACUCCCGCUUGCUCCCCUAUCCUGCGCAAACGCUCCCGGUCUCCGACGCCACAGGACCCCCAAGGAGACGCCAUGGUGGAGAAAGGCUCGGACCAUUCUUCAGACAAAUCCCCUUCCACACCAGAGCAAGGUGUGCAACGUAGCUGUUCCUCCCAGUCGGGUCGUAGUGGGGCCAAGAAUUCCAAGAAAAGCCAGAGUUGGUACAAUCAUGAAAGACAGCACAUCCGGAGAGUGCUGAGUCCAACCUACAAGCAGCGGAAUGAAGACUUCAGGAAACUCUUCAAGCAACUCCCCGACACAGAGCGCCUCAUAGUCGAUUACUCCUGUGCACUUCAAAGAGACAUUCUUCUGCAGGGUCGCCUCUACCUCUCUGAAAACUGGAUAUGCUUCUACAGCAACAUUUUCCGCUGGGAAACAUUGUUGACAGUCCGUUUAAAGGACAUCUGCUCCAUGACCAAGGAAAAAACUGCACGGCUCAUUCCUAACGCUAUCCAAGUUUGCACUGACACUGAAAAGCACUUUUUCACUUCCUUCGGUGCCCGAGACAGGACGUAUAUGAUGAUGUUCAGGCUCUGGCAGAACGCCCUCCUUGAAAAGCCCCUGUGUCCGAAGGAGCUCUGGCACUUUGUACAUCAGUGUUAUGGUAACGAACUGGGGCUGACAAGCGACGAUGAAGACUACGUGCCUCCAGAUGAGGAUUUCAACACGAUGGGCUACUGCGAAGAGAUCCCGGUAGAAGAAAAUGAAGUGAAUGACAGCUCUUCAAAAAGCAGCAUGGAGGUCAAAUCUGAGCCAAGCCCUCAGCUCCCCAAGAAGUCUGUCACCAAUAGCAGCACGUUGACACCGACAGGAAGUAGUGAAGCUCCAGUCCUGUAUGAAGGAGUGGUUCCCGAGGAAGAGGAGAUUGUGGACACUCUCACAGAGAAGGAGCUGACAAUUGCAAGCCUCAUUGGAGACAAGAUAGAGAUCAUUGCCCCUGUGAAUUCCCCUUCCCUGGAUUUCAACGACAAUGAGGACAUUCCAACAGAACUCAGCGACUCCUCAGAAACUCAUGACGAAGGAGAAGUCCAGGCCUUUUAUGAUGACCUGAAUGGACGGCAGUACAUGAAUGAGGUGUUCAACUUUAGUGUGGAUAAGCUGUAUGACCUGCUCUUCACAGACUCUCCAUUUCUGAGGGACUUCAUGGAGCAACGACGGUUCUCUGAUGUUGUCUUUCACCCAUGGAAGAAGGACGAAACUGGCAAUCAGAGCAGAGUUAUCCUCUACACCAUCACCCUCACCAACCCUCUGGCCCCGAAAACUGCCACUGUCACGGAAACUCAGACAAUGUACAAAGCAAGCCAAGAGAGUGAGUGCUAUGUGAUAGACGCAGAGGUGCUAACUCACGAUGUCCCCUACCAUGAUUAUUUCUACACGAUUAAUCGUUACACAUUGACGCGUGUUGCCAGAAACAAAUGCAGACUCAGGGUUUCUACAGAGCUACGAUACAGAAAACAGCCAUGGGGGCUGGUGAAAUCCUUCAUUGAGAAGAACUUCUGGAGCGGCCUAGAUGAUUAUUUUCGCCAUUUAGAAAGUGAGCUGACCAAAACAGAGAGCACAUAUCUGGCUGAGCUUCACAGACAAUCCCCCAAAGAGAAGGCAGGUAAACAAGCCACGGUGCGCCGGAGGAAACGGCCCCACACUCACUUGAGGGGGCCACACCUGGAGGAAGUGCUGAGCCCCGUAACCACUCCCACAGACGAGGAAGUUGUAGGUCGAAUCAAGCGUGUGGCAGGUUCCACUCAAACACGGCACAUCCCUGAGGAAAGUCCCAGCAGCUUCCAUCAGCAGAGUGUCUCCAAAUUGCUGCUCAUUAUCAGUUGCGUCCUGGUGCUUUUGGUAAUCCUCAAUAUGAUGCUGUUCUACAAACUCUGGAUGUUGGAAUACACCACUCAAACCCUCACAGCAUGGCAGGGCCUGCGACUACAGGAAAGGCUACCCCAGUCUCAGACAGAAUGGGCCCAGUUAUUAGAGUCACAGCAGAAGUAUCAUGACACGGAGCUCCAGAAGUGGCGGGAGGUCAUCAAGUCGUCCGUGAUUCUUCUAGAUCAGAUGAAGGACUCACUCGUAAACCUUCAGAAUGGUAUCGGGUCUCGUGAAUACCGGUCAGAGCCAGAUGAGAAACGAAAACGCUUCUACUAGCAGGCAGGAAUGCAAGCGGCCAGAAGGAUUGUGUGCAAUAUGUGUACAUAGAACAUAUAUAAAUAUAUAUAUAUAUACAGAAUAUAAAUAUAUAUAUAUUAUAUAUAUACAGAUUUUAAAAGAGAAAAAAAAAAAGCCGAUGUACUGAGAAGAAAGAGCGGUGCCGACCGACCUCCAGCACUUGAUGAAAUGGAGCGUCACAGGAUGUGGCACGGUUGUGCUCUCCUAGCACUGAGGCAUUGUGGGAAAGCGCAGCUGGUGCCAUCCUGGGCCCACGCACCUCUCUUGAUAUUUUCCUGGCUAUCUGUUUGUCUGUCUCCCUCCCUCCUCCUCUCUCUGUCUGUCUGUCUGGUCUCUCUAUCUGGGUUUUUUUUUUUUUCAUUCAAAAGGAAGGGGGAAAAACCCAGAGGGAGCGAAAUCCCCUCACGCCCAUCUUGAGCUGAAGGUGAACGAAUGUUUCAAAGAGGCUUUGUCAGCUCUUGCGUUUGGGAGAGUUGCUGAGGAGGAUGACGUCACUUCCUCUUGACAUCACUUCCUCCAUGUGAAUGUUGUCACCAGGCUCUACAGGUGGCUCUGAUCUAAUCGUUCCUUUGACAGCAUUCUUUUACAGGGUUAUCUCUUUGUUUUUUCCCCUUGCCAGUCUGGCUUGGUGCAUGCUGUUCUCACCGUCUGCAACAUGAGCUAAGUGUAGCAGCUUCAUUGUGUCAUGGAAUGAGUUUGAUUGAUGAGAUAGGUAGGAAAGGAUCCCUCGUGAAAUAUCCCCACCACCACCCCAUGUUCCGUUCAGUCCCUGGUGCUAACUCUCUUCAUGCGGGAGGAGUUAUGCGAAUGUAUCUCCCCCCUUUGAUGUCCGAGUUUCUCCGAUGGUUCUGCAUUUGCAUCUUCAUAUCCUACGUAUCGCAGGGAAUUGCUGCUUCACUGAAAGGGCUAUACGUACACACACAUGUCCUUACUAGACGUAGAAGGGGAGUCCAACCCGAGAUUCAGAUUGACAGGGAAUCCCUUUUAUUGUAAUGCAUUUCCAGAAGUUCCUCUGCUAAAAGCAGAUGUGUUGCAGCCUGCAAUGGGCCUCAGAACUUACCAAGGGACUUAAAAACAUGAGCCUCCUGCUGCUGAUAUCCCCGCCUGAGUUCACAAGGGCCUUAUGCAUGGAUUUAUCUGCAUCUUCUAAACUCCAAGACUGGAAGCAGGCAUGUACAUUUCCAGACAUGUAAAUAUAUGGACAUGCCCUCUUUCAGGCUUGAAGUUGAUGGUACCUGCUCAUCAUUGGUGUAUCAUGUAUUUUUAAGCGGGAGUCACUGAGGGUCUCACCCUCAAUGGUAGGUGCCAAGUUGCCAAUAUGAAACAUCUUUCUGAAUCGGGGCUCUUUAAAGUGGUCCUUUGCACCCUUCCUCAGCAUAGAAUAGUUGACCGUUUCUGGACGACAAGGAGGUGAAGAGGUUUUAUCUGAAGGACUGAGCGGUGGUGUCUUCUCCUUGGCUGGCUUAGCACAGCAGUCAGGGCUGAGCUGUGGGCAGGGUUGUAGAAGAGACAGACAGCUGUGUGGCACGGGAGUGAGGAGGUCCUCUGGGGCCACCUUCUUGAGUCCAAGGCUCUCCUGCCAAUGCCAGGAGAGCAUGUUGAGGAGCCCAUGUGCAGUCCUGUUUCUAGCAAGUGCUCAGACAAUAAACAAAUCUAUCCAUGCACAGUAGCAAAGCUGUGUCUUCACCCUCUCAGAAAGGAGAAGUAGGGAAGAACGACCUUCUGAGGAUUUUUUGCUAGAUGGACAAGCUAAUUGGCAAAAUACAACAAAUCUUGGGUAGGGUGGAAGGGCUCAUUGACACCUUUUUAAAAAUAUUGUGAACACCUGAGCAGCAGAUAUUGAUCAGGGUAAGAAUGGUAGACUUUCUUUUGUGUGUGUGUGUGUGUGUGUGCGCGCGCGCGCAUGUGUGGGUGGGGAGAAAACAGAUGUCAGAGCUGGGAACACCAUUGACAACAGAUCUGAGAGCCUUUGGAGAUGUUACUUGCAUAAUUUAUUGCAUUUCUGUAUACAUGUAUAUUCUUAUAUAAUGCUGCUGAUUCCUUGGCAAUCUUUAGGAUGCCCCCAUUUGCUGCUUGUAUAGGUUCCACAGAAGUGUUUAAUAGCCUUUUGAGGUGGGUGGUGGGUGCAGGGAAACGGCAGGCCCAGAAAUUCUAAUUGGGCACACCACACCCAGCUUUCCCCCUCAAAAGGGCUCCUCAGUCAAAAUGCUCAAAUGCUGAGGUUCUGGUUGGAGACUAUGAAGGAUCUUGAAAGAAAAGAAAGAUGUUUCUCUUCUAGAGCACCAGUAGCAAGAUUGCUGAGCAAGUGUGUUCUUUUUUUCUGAAACAUAUCCUUGUCAGCAAGAAUCUUUUCUUUUCUCUGGUUUGCAGGACAGACUAAAGAAAAAAUGUCGUUUCCCCCCCCCCCCCCCGUAUUUGCUUGGUUCUAGGAGAACUCAUCCAGGGUGCACACUUUCCCCAAGCGAGCACUCAACAAACAUGCUUGCCCCCAAAUUUCAGCAAACAAUCUGUCAAACUCUUGGGACAGAGUUAAGCAUGGUGGGGAGAGGAGUAUCUCUCUCCGUUCUUGUUUUGGAGAGCGUCUUAUGUCUUACCCCAUCGAUUUCUCCCUUGGGAGGGUGGCUUUUACUUGCUGACUAUACAGACCAAUGAUAGAUGUCAUUGUCCAGGGGCCUAAAUGUGCAUGUAUUGCUCCCGUGUGCAAGCGGCCCCAUUAAUUUGUACAGAGCAAGCACAUUUGCAUGCACAAAAGAGCCUAUAUGUAACCCUUUCCCCAUCGUCAGAGUGAAUGGAGCUGCUGUUGCAGGUGAAGGAAAGGUUCCUGUAUGUCUCUGGGAAUCAGUUUUGGGGAGACAUGUUUGGGAUUUAAAGAAAGGUCCUCUUGUAUGCAAGUGCCCUCAAUUUCACUGAGGCACACUCGUUUGUUUAGAUCGUGCCUAAAGGGUAUAAUCCAGAGACAGGAAGGGUUGGAUUUUAUUAAAUUUAACAGGGUUUAAAUGUUAUUUAUAACAUUUUCCCCCUCCCCUGGAUUGUACCCAACCUGGUUUUAGAUGUCAUUGAGCCAGAUAUGAUGGCUUCCCUUCAUUCUUUGGGAUGCAAAGUUUUGGUAAUCAUCCUUGCUGCUGUUAGCUUGUGCUGAUGAAAGAAAGGUGUAAUAAGCACACUGACUCCUUUGUACCUGUGUGCUUUCUGUAUCCUGCACAUCUUCGGGCAAGCAACUUUUGAGGAAGGCCAUCCUUAAAGGACAUUUGUAACCAGUAACUCCGGUCUCACGCACGCUGUCGAAAUUUCAUCUCCAACGAGCGAUUUCAGCAUAACUGCACAGGAAAGCCAGCGAAUGUCGCGAACAGCUACAUUCGGGACUUAGCCCAAUUAACCUCUCAUUUGUCGCGUCCAUGGUUGGCAUCUCAAUCUUAUCAUCUGGACGGGCUCCGAGGUACUAGUGAAUUUUAAGCCUAGCCCGUUCUUCUUUUGGGAAAUGCUAGAUGUGAACUCCCGGUCUGCAAAAUGACCUGGGUGAUACCGUCUGUUUCAUUGCUUCCCAGAUGUUGACCCCUGGUCUCUCUACCUCCUCUCUUCAUUUCUCCUCUCAUUCUCAGGCCUCAUGCUUAUCGGAAGACACAGAUGGAUCUAUUUUUGUGCCAUAACACACACCCCUUUCCCUCCUCGAGAUGUGCAAAUCAGCCAAAUUGGAGUGUUCGCUCUCACCCUGACUUGCUGAGUGGCAACCAUACACCUUCCUUAUUGAGAGAAGGUGCUGGUUUCACCAUUAGCAGCUAGUCCUCCCCUUACUCCCUGGAAAGAAGCAAAACUCAAUAGCAUCUUCCCUUUCUAUGCAUUCUGUCCCGGUUCCACCUCCUCUUUGCCUAGGUGUGGUACAAUCCUUCUCCUCUUCCUUUAGAAUCGUAGGGUCUCGGCCCUACGUGGGCUGACCCGGUGCUCCCCCUGGCGUCUGCUUUCCUUCUUGCGGCAGCGGUGGGUUCUGAAACAAAUGUGUUACACUGCAGUCAGGAAAACAAACUCUCCUUCCUUUCUUUGGAAGGAACGACAUUUGCACAUGGCUCAGAGUUUCUUCCCUCUCUGACCAUUCCCCCCCCUUAAUUACCUCACUUGGGUUAAUUUUGUUGCUAGGUUUUGAAGGGCUGGCUUUCCAACCUCAGCUUCACAUUAGAUUUUUUGGAUGGUGCUUGGGUGACUUCCCCAUGCUUCAGACUCCCCUUGCAGAUCCAGAGUCUUGGAGUCCGACUUCCAAGGCUGCCGGACAAGUGGCCAGUUCCAGAUUGUCCCCCCAUGUGGUGGUGACGACGAGGACUUGAAAGCCCCCUCUCUCCCUCCUUCACGUCCCUCCACCCCACCUUCAGCACGAACAUCUGGCCUAGACCCUGGCAACUCUUUCUCAGAUGCGUGUGUGUUUCCUCAGCCACAUUUCAGCCUGCUCAACGGAGGAGGGUUGAGGGCUGGGAGACAGAAAGGGAACAGACUACAAGGCCAAGUAGCUCCCCCUUUCCCCUCUCCGAAAUAUUUCUUGCAGCUGGAAGAGUCUGCAGUGAUAAGACAUAACUGGAGCAGAAGGAACCCUAGUUGUGUCCGUAGGAGUUGUCUGGCUAUCUGUGUGUCUGAUUCUGUAACUAUAAUCAACUUUGCGCUGUGCGCAAGGUCCAAUACAAAUUGAUUUAAAAAAAGAAAAACCAACAACCACAAACUUGACUGCUAGAACCUAGGAGUUAUAAAGGCUACAAAGCCAAAAUCUUAAUGUAAAGUAGCUAGAGAAAAAAAAUGGAAUAAAAGUAUGAAUAAAAUAUAAUGAACA
Messenger RNA from Elgaria multicarinata webbii, 7495 nucleotides. It is a transcript of the gene GRAMD1B, whose product is annotated as GRAM domain containing 1B. Gene Ontology annotation, biological process: intracellular sterol transport. The transcript is spliced from 21 exons. Gene Ontology annotation, cellular component: plasma membrane; endoplasmic reticulum-plasma membrane contact site; endoplasmic reticulum membrane. The record is from RefSeq and is a predicted model, not a curated record. The coding region runs from base 1 to 2664 and encodes 887 amino acids. Gene Ontology annotation, molecular function: cholesterol transfer activity; cholesterol binding. NCBI's taxonomy places the organism in Eukaryota, Metazoa, Chordata, Lepidosauria, Squamata, Anguidae.